UUACUUUUAAUCUUGUAAUGCCACAGCAGCUGCCGAUUUUAUUUUGUUGUAGAUAUUGAGAUUUAAUUGCAGUUAUAGUUAUUUAAUUUCUCAGUGACUGGUAGAUGCUUCUUGUGGGUAUGUGCCGUGUGUUAAAAAAUCGAUAUCAGCAUGGGCAACGGGCUCGCGCCUCGAAGAGAAUGACGGGCGCCUAAAAGAUUCUUCCGGGCUACAGGAGGGGCCAGAUUCAGGGGCCCCCCGGACUAAAUUACGUUAGACCAUCCAAAAUUUGUCGCACGCAACGUGGCGAGUAAGUGCGACGCGCGACGGGUGUCCAGGCAGAGUGUCAGAAUCUUCUGAUAGCUGUCGAACCAAGCAAGCGAAGAGAUGGCGUUCAAUCAGGCGCGACGCGAAGAGAUCUGCCGCCUGGCGCGCCAGAUCAGCUGCCAGUCUCUUCAGCUCAAGGACAUCGUCGACAGCAUCUACCAGCGCGGCCAGAGUCCCGCGAGGCCCUCUUCGGCGGCCGCGACCUUCCCGAGCAAUCCUCCGGAUUUCACGGUACAACAGUCGGUGGCAGGAGGCAGCAGGGGUAGCGGCCGCAAGGUCUCAGUCAUGCCUCAGAUCGGCAAAGACUUCUCUGUGAACAGCAAGGUCACGACCGGCGCUCCGGGGCGCAGUGGUUCUGCGACGCACUUCUUGACGGUCCAGGUGCCCGUCUCUAUGGCGUCGCAGUUCGUGGCCGCGCAGAAGUUCAACGACGGCGAGAUCAGCGCGCGCCAGACCGUGUCCGGCUCGCUGGGCUCGGACGAAGGCCUCAAGCUUCCCACGACUAGCCACAUAUCUCGGAGACCCAAGCCUCCGCCGCCUCCCAAGCCCAAAGCGGAGGAACCGGAGCCCGAGCAUCCGCGGCCCUACGAGGACGACCCGAUCUGGGAGGUGUGGGAAGGCAACAUGCUGCGCUUGAUCCAGCUGCUGAAGAUGCUGCUGCAGGAGCUGCGCACCGUGUCCGAUUACACCAAGAUCGACGAACCGACGCUAAUGGCGGCCGCGAACGUGGCUGGGAGCGGCGUGCCAUUGGCCGAGGCCAUGGCCUCAGACGCGUUCGCCUCCAAGGUCGCGGCCAGCAACAUCAUCGGCGGCAUGCACAACCGAGAGAACGUGAGCAACGCGCUCAGCCACCCGGCGCCGUUCCCGCAGCUGUACGCGCCGCCGCCUAAGGUGGAGUCGGUCGAGCAGCUGUCCUCGGAACCGGUCCGCGAACACAUAGACCUGAGCGUCUACUUCCACAAGCUGGCAUCGCAGAUGGACGCGCUCACACAGUCGCUUAAGCCUAACCCUUUUCCACCGCACGCCGGAGCUCCCAUGGCGAGUAGGCUGAUCCCUCUUGAGGAAAAUCUCGGCCGGCUCGCGCACAAUAUCGCGGGUGUCUCGAGGGCCAUCGCGAGACCCGUUGACCCACUCGAUGUCCUGAUGUCCUCCAGGGCGGCGGAGGCCAGGACUGGAAGCCCGACCGGACAGCAGAUGCAAGUCCGCGCCCAGGCGGCGAUGGACAACGGCGAGGGCCUCAUAUCCAUGGCGAACCGGGCCAACGUGAGCUUCCAGAUCGACAAGUCGCCCACGCAGCCGUCUAGUUCGGGAACCAGCGGCAGGGGCAGAGCAGGCGUUCAGUGUGACACCAUGGCACCGCUCGUGGCGAGCGUCAACCAGCUGACGGCUCACAUGAGCGAAGUGCAGGACUUGUUCCGGCGCGCCAUGGGUGCCAGGCCGCUGCCCAAGAGGAAAGAAGGCCUGAGCAUCUCCGAGGAAGAGGACCUGCGAUACUGCAUCACCAAGCUCACGGACAACAUGGCCAACAUGUCGCGCGAUCUGAAGAAGGCUCUAGACGAGCACACCGUGGUGCCCGUAAGCCGGCUCAUCGAUGAACUGGAUGACGAAGAAGAGGAUUGCUAAGGCCUGCCCGGUGCAGGUUUUACUGUUUAAGUAGGCACAGGGAAGUGCUAGAACUGAUUUGCCCAUCGGCUGCUGGGCUGUCAGUGUUGUACGGACUGAAUCGACGUGAACGAUCACCGCCUUGCUGAACUGUAUUUCUUUCCCUCACUGCCCUAAUUGUUGUAGCUAAAGCUUCAAAAUUGGCAAGAUGUACCGCGAGGUCAGAAGCUUAGUGAUCGACCGCUGCCUGUACGGAAAUUCACAGAGCGACUAGUCUCCAGCGUCAAAUGGUCAGCAGCGGGAUCAUGUUGAUUAAAAUAUUUGGGCGAGUCUGGA
This is a messenger RNA of Dermacentor andersoni, 2244 nucleotides long. RefSeq lists its product as uncharacterized. The record is from RefSeq and is a predicted model, not a curated record. NCBI's taxonomy places the organism in Eukaryota, Metazoa, Arthropoda, Arachnida, Ixodida, Ixodidae.